Messenger RNA from Racocetra persica, 509 nucleotides. NCBI's taxonomy places the organism in Eukaryota, Fungi, Glomeromycota, Glomeromycetes, Diversisporales, Gigasporaceae. The record is from the annotation of a GenBank genome assembly.
AGAAAUGUAAAGAAGGAAAGUGGCAAAAUGCGUCUGCUUCUGCAGCAACAAAAAAAUUAAUGAAACUGGCUAAGUAUUUUCCUGAAUUAGCUCCAUUGCUUUAUUCUAUGGACAGUUAUUCUUUAUGUGAAGGGUACUAUAACCAGCUUGUCGUUAAAAAUCUUUUUAUUAAUAAGCUAAAAAAAGAAACUGAUCCAAUUCUUCUAUCUUCAGGUGAACCUGAGAAAAAAAGAUUGAAGUUUUCUAACGAUGAUGAGCCACAAGUUUUUGAAAAAACUUUCGUCGAUUUCGGCACUCAAGUUGAAAGAACUUUCGUCGAUUUCGGCACUCAAGUUGAAAGAACUUUCAUCAAUUUCGGCACUCAAGUUGAAAGAACUUACGUCGAUUUCGGCACUCAAGUUGAAAGAACUUUCGUCGAUUUCGGCACUCAAGUUGAAAGAACUUUUGUCGAUUUCAGCACUCAGGUUGAUUUACUUGAAAAAAAAGCUUGCGCCGAUUUUGGAUCUCAA